CUGCCUCUCUCGCCUCUCUGAAGCGAGCCGCCAAGUUGAGCUGCAGCACACAAUUCCAGCGGCAACAUUGUGCAGCAUAUGUAUGUGUUUUUAUUUUUGUUUUUGUGUUUGCCGGGAAUCGCGAUCAAACAAGCGGAGUGAGGAACCAACCCCGGACAGUUGUAUCAAAUGGAUAUGCUUCGUUCCUAACAGCAAUGUUUGCAGCGCAAACGCGCGAUGCCUCGCAUUGAUUUUCUGCCCGCUUAUGACACUCCCGGUGGCUACACCAGAAGAUACCGAGGGUCGCUGAUCAUCGUGAAGUACACGUGGCACGAGCUAUGGCUGCUGUUCUUUUCCGUCCUCAACGUCCUGGUCCAAGUCGGCGUCGGCAUCCCGCUGCUUGUCGCCUCUGCAGACAUCACACUCUCGUUGCCGGUCAACGGCACCGACUUCGACCAUCCGUCCGACUACCCGUUCCAGCCGUUCGCCUUUGAUGUCGUCGUGCUCUCCGUCGUGGUGUUUGGUGCCUGGUUUGCCGUGUCUGGCGUUCUGCUUGAGCACGAGUACGAGAUUGUGCUGCACCUGGCCUGCAUGGGCCUGGCCUCCAUGUACGCCACCAUAGAAUACUUCGUAUGCGGCUUUGGACGCGAGGACCGCCUCGUACUGAGCCGGGCAAUGCUGGCGUUGGCUUUGACCAGCGUAUCGGCCGUCCUCGCCGCCAGAUCGGUCCUGCAUCCGACUUGGACCGAAUUCGUGCUCGUCGGCGUCUCGGAGGGAAUGAUCAUCAUGUACAAGAAAUUUUGCAAGUUCCUCAUGCUUCUGAAGCUGGAAUUCGUGGCUAUUGCCAUCUUUGCCAUUUUGAUUCUCAACACUGGCGUCCACAGUUCGCCCAGCAAGUUUGUUUUUGUUGGCGUCAUUCUCUUGUACGGCCUGGUGCUGUGGACCGUCGGAUCUUUGGCGGUUAGGAAAGAGCGCCCCUGGCUCGCCUUCACCUACGUAGCUCUCAGCAUGGUGGCGCCGUUGUUUCUACCCAUCGAGAUGACUGCGCGGUUUCCGCUGGACCAUCAAAUGCAUACUCGAGAUUCUCCACUGGUUCACUGGGGAGCAGGUCUUUUCUGCGUCGUCAUGAGAGUCUACCUUCACAUUGAGCUGUUGCAAGUCUACAAGAACUUUGACCGCGGCCUCAUCGACCAAGCGUUUGUUCGCCUGCUGACUCCCGAAGCUACAGGACUACUCACAGGCAGGCGACACUAAGAAGAUAUUUUUUUGUUAAAUGGUUUGGACACGUCUUUUACAACUGUCGAUUGGCUAGCGGCCAAAUGCUAGUUAGAAACCAUUCUCGCUCGUGUCAAAGGUUGGGCGUUUUGCCCGACGAGCAUUUGUGAUUGCAGAGCUUAUAUAUAUCUAUAUAUGUUUUUCUACUUUACUGUUGCCGAGGGUUCAUAUUUUUUAACACGGUGUCUACUUUAUUAAAUACUAGUAAUACUUAUUUGUAUUGAUUGCCACAACUGAUAGUCAUGAAAUCGUUUGUCGUCCAAUCCAAUUUUCAGCUUUUUCUACUAGCAUUGUUGCUCGCAAAAUAAAUUAUUCCUACAAAGA
Ixodes scapularis (black-legged tick) is the source of this 1578-nucleotide messenger RNA. RefSeq lists its product as uncharacterized. NCBI's taxonomy places the organism in Eukaryota, Metazoa, Arthropoda, Arachnida, Ixodida, Ixodidae. The transcript is spliced from 10 exons. Bases 217 to 1233 code for a protein of 338 amino acids. The record is from RefSeq and is a predicted model, not a curated record.